AUGGGCCUCGGUGUACUGGAGGACCGCAAACUCGAGCUGGUGCCGGGUAGGACGUCUCACAUCUAUGAGGUGACGCGCAGCUCGAGCAGCCAGCCUUCGGAGGUCACCGGCCUGAAGCAUGCCAAAAACGCGAGAAUACCCACGAUUCUCGUUCCGCAGUCGAGUAAAGACCCCCAUGACCCCUCGAACUGGCCCCUCUGGAGACGCGACCUCAUCCUAUCAAUCCUCUGCUUCAUCACAGUUCUCUGCAUCAUCACAGUUCUCUGCACAACGAUAGGCUCCAUCAUGGCGGCCAACACAGUAACCACCGCCGAUUACAAUCACAUCACCUUUGUCGAUGCAGCCCUGCUUACUGGGUUUCAUCUUUGUGGAACAGGUGUCACUGGGAUCUUCAUCGUCCCCACCGCGAAUAUGGGGAAAGCGCAUUUAUUUAUUCUCGGUCACGGUAUCGCGCUGGCGCCCUUUGAAGCCCUCGUCAAUGCUUGUGUUGACGAUCUGUAUUUCGUUCAUGAAAGAGGGAAACGGAUGGCUAUCACCAAUGUGGCCUUGUUUGGGGCAGCAUGUUACCGUGGGCAAGAACACCAAGUCUCUUGGCUGGCAAUGGUCAUUCUACUUUGUGGCCAUUUUUCUAGCUGCAGCGCUGCCCUUCAUGAUAAACUCGACCAAUCCAAGUCUGCAUUCCCGGACGACUUCACAUCGACAACAGAAGUUCCUGCCGCCGCCACUCAAGAAAACGAAUCUUUCCUCAAAUCAUUCCGGCUAUGUAACGGAAGGGAGACGGACGACCCCUUCUUCAAGCUUGUUGUUCGUUCCUUUCCACUGCUUUUCCACCUGGGAAUUCUUUAUGCAUGUCUGAUCCAAAGCGUUAUGAUUGGCUGGUCAGUCUUCAUAGGAGUUUCACUGGCAACCGUAUUCCUCGGGCCUCCCACUUGGUUUCCCGAAGAAGAAACCGGGUAUCUGUAUGCAGGGGCCUUUGCUGGAGCUAUGGUUGGCUUUGUCCUGUCUGCGGUACUAACUGAUUCCAUGAACAAGAUAAUGAUCCGACUCAACCGUGGAAUAUAUGAGCCCGAGUUCCGCAUUCCCAUAGUGAUACUGCAGCUCAUCUUCAGCAGCAUCGGGCUUUACGGGUUCGGGUGGACUGCCAAUGAUGUUGCUAAGUAUUCCUGGCUUCUGCCAGAUGUCUUUUUCGCAUUCGUGAUCGCCGGGGUGGUCGUAGGAGCUGUAGCAGCUCCCCUCUACAUCAUUGAUGCGCAUGGUAAGUGA
Messenger RNA from Penicillium chermesinum, 1263 nucleotides. RefSeq names its product Major facilitator superfamily domain general substrate transporter. The transcript is spliced from 8 exons. Gene Ontology annotation, biological process: transmembrane transport. NCBI's taxonomy places the organism in Eukaryota, Fungi, Ascomycota, Eurotiomycetes, Eurotiales, Aspergillaceae. Bases 1 to 1263 code for a protein of 420 amino acids. Gene Ontology annotation, molecular function: transmembrane transporter activity. The record is from RefSeq and is a predicted model, not a curated record.